AUGCAUUACUACAGACGAACAGGGGACUCGAUCUUCGAUUCCUUCACCCUAAACCCGCUCCCUUACCCAGUCCUCCUCCUCCUCGCCGUCAUCGCCAUUUUCCUCGGCGCCUCCUGGUACUUCACCUACGAGGAGCUCGUGUACUCCACGGAGUCGUCAAUGGGCCUGGGCCUCUUCGUCCUGCCGGUCCUCCUCAUCUUCCUCGCCCGCUGGCUGUCCUCCGUGGAGUCCCGCGACGCGUUCUUCUUCGGGAUGUCGUCACCGUGGGAUCGCCGCCGGCGAACCCACCAGCCGCCGCCGUCGGAAGGGAGCUCGCCCUGGGGAGUCGUCGCGGUCAUCGUGCUGCUCCUCGUCUUGUUGCAGUACCAGUCUUCUUUCCUUGAUAGCUGGUUCUUCUAA
This is a messenger RNA of Linum tenue, 399 nucleotides long. Lineage: Eukaryota; Viridiplantae; Streptophyta; Magnoliopsida; Malpighiales; Linaceae. The record is from the annotation of a GenBank genome assembly.